ACGCCUAUCCCACUUUAUUGAACACUGAUUUAUUUACUAGAAAUUGUAUCGGUAUAAUUGGAGAUGCAUCAUUAAAAAAAUUUCUAUGAGAUCAAGGUAAAUGAUCUUAGUAGUCAAGUUGGCUGGCUUAGGUUUAAAUUUAAAGGCUUUAAAAAGCUUCUUCCUCUCUUCCGUUCUGACGACUGAAAUCUUCUUCACCGGCGAAAUCGAAAAGUUUUCCAGCAAGAAAUUGAAGAUGUUGCAGAGCAAAGUUUUCAAUAAGAAAACCAGAGGAGGAAGAAUCCAAAAGCAAGUAAGAGAGGUUUAUCUACGAGAUGACAUAUACUGUGGAGCUUUCUCUUGCAAGUCUUGUGAUUCUUCAGCUGCUCGUUUGUCUUCCUCUAAGAUAAUCGUUGUUGAUACCAACGUCGUUCUUCACCAAAUUGAUUUGUUGGAAAAUAAGGCUAUAGACACUGUUGUUGUUCUGUCUGUGGUGUUGGACGAAGUUAAGAACAGGAAUAGAUCGGUUUACAAUAGAAUCAGACUUCUCUGCAGCAAUCCAGCGAGACAAUUCUAUGUUUUCUCCAAUCAUGUCCACAAGGAUACUUAUGUGCAAGCCAUGGAGAAAGAGAGUGCAAAUGACCACAACGAUAGAGCUAUUCGCGUCGCUACUCUAUGGUACCAGAAGCAUCUAGGGGAUACAUCUCAGGUGUUGCUUGUAACUAAUGAUAGGGAAAAUAAACGGAAGGCCACUGAAGAGGGAAUAUCUGCGGAGACAAUUGAGGCUUAUGUUAAAUCACUUGGACAACCUGAAUUGCUGGAUCUGCUUGCCCAACCAACCAAUGAAGACAUAACUAUGGAAGAUGCAGAUGAUUCUAGACCUUCGAAGAGGAAACUUAUAUACCAAGAGCAUAAGCCCAUGUCUGAGAUUACUGCUGGCUUACACCGUGGAAUAUAUCAUCAAGGAAAACUCCGGGUCAAUCGUUUCAAUCCUUACGAAGCUUAUGUUGGAAGCGAGAGCAUUGGUGAAGAGAUAAUUAUCUAUGGGCGCAGCAACAUGAACAGGGCUUUUGAUGGUGAUAUUGUUGCAGUCGAACUCUUGCCUCGGGAUCAAUGGCAAGAUGAGAAGGCAUUAUCUAUAGCUGAAGAAGAUGAUGAAGAGGAUGAUACUGUUCAUUUGGCUCCCGACAAUGUUGAUGAUGCUCCUAGAACCUCAAAUUUAUCCCAUGAAACUUCUGGGGAUAAAAAUGCAGCCCCUGUUCGUCCAUCAGGCCGUGUAGUCGGUGUUAUCCGUAGAAAUUGGCACUCCUAUUGUGGAUCUCUUGAACCGAUGUCACUACCUGCUGGUAGUGGUGGAACGGCACAUGCUUUAUUUGUCUCUAAAGAUCGCAGAAUUCCCAAGAUCCGCAUUAAUACUCGACAGCUGCAGAACCUUUUGGAUAUGAGGAUAGUAGUGGCAGUUGAUUCCUGGGACCGUCAAUCUCGAUAUCCUUCUGGUCAUUACGUACGACCAAUCGGCAAAAUAGGUGACAAGGAAACUGAAACAGAGGUAAGGGAUCAUAUUAAUUUAUUCGAUUCUAUUCUAGUAGGAGUUAGGUGGGCAAGAGUAGGAAAAGUUGUGUUGAUAGAGAAUGAUGUUGACUACUCGCCGUUCUCUUCUCAAGUUCUGGCAUGCUUGCCACCCUUACCUUGGUCUGUAUCCUCUGAAGACGUAUCCAAUCCUGUUAGGCAAGACUUACGACAUUUGCUUGUCUUUAGUGUGGACCCUCCGGGUUGCAAGGAUAUUGAUGAUGCAUUGCACUGUACAUCGCUUCCAAACGGGAACUUUGAACUUGGAGUCCGUAUCCUAGAGUCCUCAGAUUCUCAUAAAUAUGACUACAUUGCUGAUGUAACGAAUUUUGUUCACCCUGGUACUCCUUUGGAUGAUGAGGCAUCAAAAAGAGGCACAUCUGUCUACCUUGUUGAGCGCCGUAUUGACAUGCUUCCCAAACCUUUAACUGAAGAUAUUUGCUCUCUUAGAGCUGAUGUGGAAAGGCUUGCAUUCUCGGUUAUUUGGGAAAUGAGCCCUGACGCUGAGAUUAUCUCAACGAGAUUCACAAAGAGUAUUAUCAAGUCUUCUGCAGCAUUGUCCUAUAUUGAAGCUCAGGCUCGGAUGGAUGACAGCCGAUUGACAGACUCCCUGACUACAGAUCUGAGGAAUAUGAAUACCUUGGCAAAGAUAAUGAGGCAAAGGCGUAUCGAUAGGGGAGCCUUAACUCUUGCUUCUGCGGAAGUCAAAUUUGAUAUUGAUCCGGAGAAUCAUGAUCCUCUUAACAUUGGUAUGUAUCAGAUUCUCGAAGCAAACCAAAUGGUUGAGGAAUUCAUGCUUGCUGCAAAUGUUUCCGUCGCUGGACAGAUCCUGAAACUAUUCCCUUCUUGUUCACUAUUAAGGCGUCAUCCUACUCCAACAAGAGAAAUGCUUGAACCACUACUGCGUACUGCUGCAGCUAUUGGGCUUACCUUAGAUGUCUCUUCAUCUAAAGCUUUGGCUGAUUCACUGGACCGAGCUGUGGGUGAGGAUCCAUAUUUCAACAAGUUGAUCAGGAUAUUGGCAACUAGGUGCAUGACGCAGGCUGUGUACUUCUGUAGUGGGGAUCUCAGUCCUCCCGAAUAUCAUCAUUAUGGGCUUGCAGCACCCCUGUAUACUCAUUUUACAUCCCCUAUCCGUAGAUAUGCCGAUGUCUUUGUGCACAGGUUACUUGCUGCGUCAUUAGGAAUAUACAAGCUUCCAACGGUGUUCCAAGACAGACCUCAACUUACUAGUGUUGCUGAUAAUUUGAACUAUCGACAUAGGAAUGCCCAGAUGGCAGGUCGAGCUUCAGUAGAGCUGUACGUUCUCAUUUACUUCAGAACCCGACCCACAGAUGAAGAGGCGAGAGUUGUGAAGAUAAGAUCCAAUGGUUUUAUAGUAUUUGUCCCCAAGUAUGGAAUCGAAGGCCCUGUUUAUUUAACAGGAAAGGGAGAGAAAGGAGCUGGUGAUUGGUAUGUUGAUGAGGAGAAGCAAAAGAUUGUUAAGAUGGAUGGAAGUUUAUCUUACAGUGUCUUGCAAACAGUGAAGAUCCACAUGGAGGUAGUAGAGCCUCAGCCUAACCGACCGAAACUCCAACUCACUCUCUUGUAAAACUCUUAAACCUUGUAGUUUCACUUUCCCUUGUGUGGCACGGACCGAUUGUCAACA
Arabidopsis thaliana (thale cress) is the source of this 3196-nucleotide messenger RNA. Its product is annotated as ribonuclease II family protein. The coding region runs from base 101 to 3139 and encodes 1012 amino acids. Gene Ontology annotation, molecular function: RNA nuclease activity; RNA binding. The transcript is spliced from 25 exons. The record is from RefSeq and is marked reviewed. Lineage: Eukaryota; Viridiplantae; Streptophyta; Magnoliopsida; Brassicales; Brassicaceae. Gene Ontology annotation, cellular component: nucleus.